Messenger RNA from Zea mays, 1621 nucleotides. RefSeq names its product transaldolase 2. Gene Ontology annotation, cellular component: intracellular anatomical structure; cytoplasm. Gene Ontology annotation, biological process: pentose-phosphate shunt; carbohydrate metabolic process. The record is from RefSeq and is marked validated. Gene Ontology annotation, molecular function: transaldolase activity. Lineage: Eukaryota; Viridiplantae; Streptophyta; Magnoliopsida; Poales; Poaceae.
AACAGAAACGAAAGAGCCUCCAAAACCUCGCAACAACCCCGUGACACCCACACCCAUCCGCCCUGCCCCUCCUCGCGCUCCCCACCAACCCCGACGAGCGGCGAUGACCGGCACGGUGUCCAAGCUGGCGGCGCCCCGGCCUGCGGCGCCACCGCUCCGGCCGGCGUCCCUCCGCGCCGCCGCAAUCGCCUUCGCCCCCUCCCCGCGCCGGGUCCGCGUCUCCGUCGCCGGGCGGGCCAGGAUCCCCUCCGUCAUUGCGAUGGCUUCUGCCAAGGAAGGAAAUGGUGCACCGACCAAGAAAACCUCGCUUCACGAUCUCUACGAGCUCCAGGGCCUCUCCCCGUGGUAUGACAACCUCUGCCGACCUGUCACCGACUUGCUGCCCCUUAUCGCCAGCGGUGUUCGUGGAGUCACCAGCAACCCUGCAAUUUUCCAGAAGGCCAUCUCAUCCUCCAGCGCAUAUGAUGAUCAGUUCAAGCAGCUCAUUUCGGGCGGAAAGGACGCGGAGAGCGCUUACUGGGAACUUGUUAUAAAGGAUAUCCAAGACGCGUGCAGUCUUUUUGAGCCUAUCUACGAUGAGACCGAUGGGGCUGAUGGGUAUGUCUCCGUGGAGGUGUCUCCUAGGUUGGCAAAUGACACUCAAGGAACUGUUGAGGCCGCAAAGUGGUUACACAAAGUGGUCAACCGCCCCAAUGUCUACAUAAAGAUCCCUGCUACCGCCGAAUGUGUUCCUUCCAUCCGGGAAGUUAUCGCUAAUGGCAUUAGCGUCAACGUCACGCUUAUUUUCUCUAUUGCGAGAUACGAGGCUGUGAUUGAUGCUUACCUUGAUGGGCUAGAGGCUUCUGGCUUGAGCGACUUAUCUCGAGUUACCAGUGUCGCAUCCUUCUUUGUCAGCCGAGUCGACACCCUUAUCGACAAAAUGCUUGAGAAGAUUGGAACACCUGAGGCACUUGCCUUGAGAGGGAAGGCUGCCGUCGCACAGGCCAAACUAGCAAAUCGGCUCUACCAGAAGAAAUUCUCUGGCCCGAGGUGGGAGGCGUUGGCCAAGAAAGGUGCCAAGAAACAGAGGUUGUUGUGGGCAUCCACCGGUGUCAAGAACCCAGCUUAUCCCGACACUCUUUACAUCGACAGUCUCAUUGGACCUGACACGGUCAACACGAUGCCCGACCAAGCUUUGCACGCAUUCAUAGACCACGGCACUGUCUCGAGGACAGUUGAUGCGAAUGUGUCCGAGGCGGAAGGUGUAUACAGCGCCUUGGAGAAGCUUGGCAUUGACUGGGGCGAGGUCGGAAAGCAGCUUGAGCUGGAAGGUGUGGACUCCUUCAAGAAGAGCUUUGACAGCCUACUCGUGAGCCUACAGGAGAAGGGCAACAGCCUCAAGACGGCAACUGUGUAAAACUGAGAAGAUUGGGUACCGGCGGGUGAACGAUUUUACUAAAUAAAAUGCUAGCUUGCUGGCUCUCUUAGUUUUUACGAUGUACCUUUGCUCUCCAUUUUCUGAAUCGGGAUUGUAUUCUAGGCUUGCCUGGCCGUCAUUGUGUGACCAACGUUCAUGGCUUGUAACAAGGGAUCGGACGUAAACGGUUGGAAAACAUCUCUGUUACUUUCUAUACGAUUUUUA